Molecule: messenger RNA, 908 nt
Organism: Myotis myotis
Lineage: Eukaryota; Metazoa; Chordata; Mammalia; Chiroptera; Vespertilionidae
Gene: COMMD4
Product: COMM domain containing 4
Exons: 8
Coding region: 72-671 (199 amino acids)
Source: RefSeq, a predicted model, not a curated record
GCCACGUGAUCUCCACAUCCUCCGACUCGGAGCUACAGGAAGGAGAAAGUCCGGCCGGGCUUCCUGGCGCUAUGAGGUUCCGGUUCUGUGGUGAUCUGGACUGUCCUGACUGGGUCCUGGCGGAGAUCAGCACACUUGCCAAGAUUUCCUCCGUGAAGCUGAGGCUGCUGUGCGGUCAGGUGCUGCAGGAGCUUCUGGGGCAGGGGAUGGAUUACGAGAAGGUCCAGAAGCUCACUGCUGAUGCCAGGUUUGAGUUGGGCGAUGUGAAAGCCACUGUGGCAGUACUGAGUUUCAUCCUCUCCAGUGCGGCCAAGCAUAGCGUGGAUGGCGAGUCCUUGUCCAGUGAAUUGCAGCAGCUGGGGUUGCCUAAAGAGCACGCAGCCAGCCUGUGUCGCUGUUAUGAGGAGAAGCAAAGCCCCCUGCAGGAGUACUUGCGGGCCUGCAGUUUGCGUGUAAAUAGGCUGGCAGGCACGGGCUGGCGGGUAGACUACAUCAUGAGCUCCAGCCUGCUACAGUCCGUGGAAGAGCCAAUGGUACACCUGCGGCUGGAGGUGGCAGCUGCCCCAGAGGCCCCAGCCCAACUUGUUGCCCUAUCCCUCUCAGCAGACAAGUUCCAGGUCCUUCUGGCAGAACUGAAGCAGGCCCAGACCCUGAUGAGCUCCCUGGGCUGAGGAGAAGAUUGUUGGUGGCCCACAUGGAGCUGCCCUACCCGAGUGAAGUUGUUGCCCUCGAACUUCUCUUCAGGACCCUGGAGGCCUGACCUCCUGGAUCUCUGGCUUUCUAGGUUCCUACUUGAAAAUUCAGCAUAGCGAUCCUGAGAACUUUUCCAGAAUUGUCUUCCCUCCCCCAUAAAAGAUACUUGUUGAUGGUUUUCCCAAGCAGGAAAAAUAAAUAGAAGUGUAAUGGAA